Symbiodinium sp. CCMP2456 is the source of this 336-nucleotide messenger RNA. The record is from the annotation of a GenBank genome assembly. NCBI's taxonomy places the organism in Eukaryota, Dinophyceae, Suessiales, Symbiodiniaceae.
AUGUUUCGGACCGGCACCGGCUUCCCGCCUGACAAGGCUUCGGCAGUGACCUGGCUCGUGGAAGCCUGCGAGCAGGGCCGUGCUGAGGCCUGCCUGGCCCUGGCUUCCAUGUACAGAGGGGGCGAGGGCAUGCGGGGUGACCCAGCGGCAGCGCUGUACUAUUUCAAGAAGGCAGCGGAAGGGGGCAGCGCCGAGGGCGCCAACGAGCUGGGCAUCAUGUACCUCACUGGGGAGGGCACGGUCGCAAAUGAGGAAGCCUCAGCUUAUUGGUUCGAGCGUGGCACGGAGCUGGAGGAGGAACGAAGAGCCGCUGAGGAGUACAACGACGCUCCGUGA